Molecule: messenger RNA, 888 nt
Organism: Micromonas commoda
Lineage: Eukaryota; Viridiplantae; Chlorophyta; Mamiellophyceae; Mamiellales; Mamiellaceae
Exons: 1
Coding region: 1-888 (295 amino acids)
Cellular component (GO): membrane
Source: RefSeq, a predicted model, not a curated record
AUGGACGCCGAUUCGCAAACCUCCUCGCACGCUUCCGCGGGUGCCCUCGGAUGGGCCGCGGAGAAGGCCCGGUGGCGCGAUACCGUCCUCCGAUGCCCGGGGCUCGGGGACCAUCGCGUGGUGCUCGCGAGGGAUUCGGUGGCGUGCCUGGCGUGCGCGCUGGAGCUGUACGUGUUCCUCCACCUGAUGAUUCGCGACGACGGGAUCCCCUAUUACUUCAUAUGGCUCACCAACUGGACCGGAAUGGCCACCGUCGCGUACGCGGUGCUCCACGCGUGGGCCACGCGGCGCGCCGCGCGACUCCGAGACGACGUCGCCUACCGCGACCAGAGCGGGGUUCGCGACGACGAUUCGACGCCCGUCCCGGCCGGGGUGCACGCGCUCUGGGCCCUCAAAUGCAUCACCCCCGUCGCGCAGCUGUUCAUCACGGUGGUGUACUGGGGCGUGUUGUGGCGCCCGUGGUACGGCCCGGUCACCCCGCACAACGUCGUCGCGCACGGGGCGUUGUACGCCGUCACGCUCGUCGACUUUGCGACGCUCAACAGGUUCACGUUGGCCUCUUUCGCGGAUUUGACGAAUGCUUACAUGUAUGGGGGAGUCUACGUCUGCUUCAACGUGGUGUACACGUUCGUCCCGGGCGCCACGAACCACCGCGGGGACGAGUUCAUCUACCCCAUAACGGACUGGCGCUCGCGGACGCUCGUGUCGGUGGGGUUCGUAGUCGCCGCGUUCGCGAUUGUGUUGCCGGCGUCGUGGUAUGUCACGGUCCGACUGACAAAGUUGAGGGAUUCGCGGUGGUUCCCGGUUGAUGGACGGGACGGGGACGGGGACGGGGCGGAACGAACCGCCGGUGACGACGGGGACGGGGACGCACGCAGCUUCGCGUGA